AUGGGUCCUCCACGCCGAAAGCUGCAGGCGACUGUGGAGGACACGCUUACUCCGCCUGAAUCGAUCCCCGCAUCUCAGUGUAUUGCCCAGAUUGUUGGUGCCAAAGGCAAGAACCUCUAUCAAGUUAGGACGGGAGCUCUGCAGGUAUUGCUGGUUGAGCUUGAGGCUAAAUUCCGCUCAACGAUAUGGCUCAAGCGUGGAGGAUACGUUCUGAUCGACACAUCAACUCUAGCUGACCGGGACAACAAGAUCAAUGGCGAGAUCGUGAACGUCGUUCGAGAUGAGAAGGCCUGGCGCAAGGCAUCAUUCUGGCCCGAAGCAUUCGCCAAGAAGAGCGCCAGUCUUGACAGCGAUGAGGACGAGUCGACGGUCGGGAAAAUGCCGCCAUCUGAUGACGAAGACGAACAGCGGUGA
Cyphellophora attinorum is the source of this 414-nucleotide messenger RNA. RefSeq names its product S1-like domain-containing protein. Gene Ontology annotation, molecular function: RNA binding; translation initiation factor activity. Gene Ontology annotation, cellular component: nucleus. The record is from RefSeq and is a predicted model, not a curated record. The coding region runs from base 1 to 414 and encodes 137 amino acids. NCBI's taxonomy places the organism in Eukaryota, Fungi, Ascomycota, Eurotiomycetes, Chaetothyriales, Cyphellophoraceae. Gene Ontology annotation, biological process: translational initiation. The transcript has a single exon.